Molecule: messenger RNA, 444 nt
Organism: Geodia barretti
Lineage: Eukaryota; Metazoa; Porifera; Demospongiae; Tetractinellida; Geodiidae
Source: the annotation of a GenBank genome assembly
AUGGCUUUCACCCUGGACAUCGGCGACCGGGCGCCGGACUUCUCGCUGCCCGCCGUCGACGGCAAGACUUAUACCCUGGACGACUUCGCCGGCAGCGCGGCGCUGGUCGUCGUCUUCUCGUGCAACCACUGCCCGUUCGUGAUCGGCAGCGAGGACCGCAUGAACGCGUUCGCGGCCGACUACGCGCCGCGGGGCGUCGCCAUGAUCUCGAUCAACUCGAACGAGACCGAGAAUCAUCCCGACGACUCGUUCGAGCACAUGGUCACGCGCGCCGCGGAGAAGAACUUCCGGUUCGUAUAUGCCAGCGACGACGAUCAGAGCGUCGCCCUGGCCUACGGCGCGCUGCGCACCCCCACUAUUCCUGUUCGACGCGGACCGGAAGCUGCGCUACACCGGCCGCAUGGACGACGAUCCGCGCAAUCCCGCCAACGCGCGCACCCAUGA